Penicilliopsis zonata CBS 506.65 is the source of this 5937-nucleotide messenger RNA. RefSeq lists its product as hypothetical. The transcript has 14 exons. The record is from RefSeq and is a predicted model, not a curated record. Gene Ontology annotation, molecular function: purine nucleotide binding; phosphomethylpyrimidine kinase activity; single-stranded DNA binding. The coding region runs from base 1 to 5937 and encodes 1978 amino acids. NCBI's taxonomy places the organism in Eukaryota, Fungi, Ascomycota, Eurotiomycetes, Eurotiales, Aspergillaceae. Gene Ontology annotation, cellular component: alpha DNA polymerase:primase complex. Gene Ontology annotation, biological process: lagging strand elongation; DNA replication; leading strand elongation.
AUGGCUGAUCGUCGUGCGAAAUUAGCAGAGCUGCGGGCUCUUCGUGCCUCCGGAAAGAAGCGUAUUUCGACGUAUGCAGUUGAGGAACAAGCCGAUAUUUACGAGGAGGUCGAUGACGAGGGAUACAAGAAGAUCAUUCGCGAUCGGUUAGACCAGGACGACUUCGUUGUCGAUGACAACGGAGAGGGUUACGCGGACGACGGUCGAGAAGUCUGGAAUGAACAGACGGCCGAUUAUGAAAGCGACAGCGACGAACUCCCUGCUCGAGGAAAAGCUGCCAAGAGGAAGCGAGAAGAAGAGCAGCAGAGGAAAGAGAAGAUCAACAAUGGCAUUUCCAAGUACUUUAAUAGUGGUGCGGCCGCGGCAGCACCAAAGCCUAAACCUGUCGCUACUGCCGAGGACGACGCAUUCAUGAACGAUCUGCUAGGAGAAGUCGACACGAAUAUUGUUUCGAAUCAUGUUCCGACGAAGAACAUCAUCAAAUCUGAGGCUCGCCGUAAAGUCCGCAUCCUCUCUCCACCGCUGUCUGAGAAAGCGGCGUCGAGGAAACCGGCCAAAAAAGACGACUUAGAGAAUUAUUCUUCCCCAAUCAAGGGGCAUCAAGAUGCCUCGGCUGUGGACCUGGACGAGGAUGCUCCCCUGCAUGUUCUGGAUGAUGAUGAUGAUGUCCCCAUGAGUGACGCAUUGCCCUCCUCCCCCAUCAGCAAGGCGGUUGAACGGAAGGCAUCGGCUUUGAUCAAAGUGGAAGAGCCAGAGGAUGAUGAUAACGAUCUGAUGGAUGUCGCAGAAGCCAUGGGCCACCACGAUAGCAAGGCAAAAAGUGUCAACAUGACAGGCAGUCGACCGCCGCCCAAAAUCAAGAAAGAGAUCCGAUCCUCGCCUCCGCUCACCUCGUCUCCUAUGAAGGCCCCGAAUGAUGCGCUAAACGCAUCCUGGAACGAUGUCAGGAACAAACUGAAUGUUCUCAGCAGCCCUGCUCCAGAGAUGAAGACAUUCGGUAAACUCAGAGCUCAGGACGUGGUCGAAGAAGAUGGAAGCUUACGCAUGUUCUGGCUGGAUUUUACCGAGGUCCAUGGCAGUCUAUGCCUGUUUGGGAAGGUCAAGAACAAGCAAUCCGGGACUUUCGUCAGUGCAUUCGUCAAGAUCGACAACAUUAUGCGAAAGCUCUUUUUCCUACCCCGGGAUGUAAGACGGAAACAAGGUAGAGAUACUGAUGAAGAGGUCGACAUGGAAGAUGUCUAUGGUGAAGUGGAUGAGAUGAUGUCAAAACUCCGCGUGGGGAUGCACAAAAUCAAGCCGUGUACCCGGAAAUACGCCUUCGAGUUGCCUGGCAUCCCGAAAGAGACGAAAUACCUCAAGCUCCUAUACCCUUAUGACAAGCCCGCUCUGCCCAUGGACACCCAGGGAGAGACCUUCUCUCAUGUUUUCGGUACCAAUACUGCCUUGUUCGAACAGUUCGUGCUAUGGAAGAACAUCAUGGGUCCUUGCUGGCUCGAAAUCGAGGAGGCAGAUUUUUCUGCAGUCAACAACGCCUCUUGGUGCAAGUUCGAGUGUCAAGUCUCUAAGCCAGCUUUGAUCAGCCCUCUUCCGGACUCUGAAAACCUUGAAGCGCCGCCUCUCACGCUUAUGAGUCUCUCGUUCCGUACACAGCUCAACGUCAAGGAGAACAAGCAGGAGAUCCUUUUGGCGAGCGCAAGAGUCUACGAGAACGUUUCUCUCACGGAUACCACGCCCCCAGAUAAACUUCCUUGCAAGACCUUUACCGUCAUGCGACCUUCUGGCUCUUCGUAUCCCUUGGGCUUUGAGGUGGAGACGCGAAAGCAAAGAGGGACAUUCAUGUUGGAGAAGAGCGAGCAGUUCUUGCUCAGUAAAUUCUUGGCCUUGUUCGAGAAGAUGGAUCCUGACGUUAUUAUGGGUCAUCAAUUACAAGAAGUUGACCUCAGCAUCCUUCUCAGCAGAAUGAAAGAGAAGAAGACCCCUGGUUGGCAUCGAAUUGGGCGGCUGAAACGUGGAGAAUGGCCCAAGAACUUUAAUAGGGGAGGUGGCUUCUUCGCUGAGAGACAUCUGAUUGCAGGAAGAUUGAUGUGCGAUGUCGCGAAUGACAUGGGCAAGUCUCUGAUGAUGAAAUGUCAGUCAUGGAGUUUGACGGAGAUGUGCGACCUCUAUCUCGGACAAGGGAACACACGACAGGAUCUAGACGUGGAGGCCGCCCUCAAAACGUGGGCGACGACCAAAGAGGGUCUCAUGAACUUCGUCAACCAUAAUGACACUGACACCUACUUCAUUGCUGCGCUAGUGCUCCGACUACAGAUGUUGCCUCUGACAAAGAUUCUGACGAAUAUCGCCGGUAAUUCCUGGGCGCGAACUCUUAGCGGUACUCGUGCUGAACGCAACGAGUAUAUUUUGCUUCACGAGUUCCACCGCAACAAGUUCAUCUGCCCUGACAAGUACUCUGGAAAACAGCAGCAAAGGAUGGAAGAAAAGAUGCAGGAAGGCGAGGAUGACGACAAUGUCGACAAGAAGAAGAAAGAGAAGUAUAAGGGUGGUCUUGUCUUUGACCCCGAGAGGGGUCUGUAUGACAGAUUCAUUCUGGUCAUGGACUUCAACAGUUUGUAUCCAAGUAUCAUACAGGAAUACAACAUUUGCUUUACGACGGUGGAUCGCUCUGCAACGGCUGAAAAUGAAAACGAGGAAAAAGUACCACAGGUCCCAUCAUCAGACCAGGAACAGGGUAUUCUUCCCCGACUCAUUGCAACACUCGUCGGUCGUCGACGAGAAGUGAAGAAAUUGAUGAAGGACAAGCGCGCCACUGCUGAUCAGCUUGCACUGUGGGAUACCAAACAGUUGGCCUUGAAGUUGACGGCAAACUCCAUGUACGGUUGUUUGGGUUACACGCAAAGUCGAUUCUAUGCGCGACCCCUGGCCAUGCUUACAACAUUCAAGGGGCGUGAGAUUCUUCGGAGCACCAGAGACCUGGCAGAAUCAAAGCAACUUCGAGUCAUCUAUGGUGACACUGAUUCAGUCAUGAUCAACACCAACAUGGACAAUAUAAGUGAUGCACUCAAGGUCGGUGAGGAGUUCAAGAAAUCAGUCAACGAGAGGUACAAACUCUUGGAGAUUGACAUCGACAACAUUUUCCGCCGCUUGCUGUUGCACGCGAAAAAGAAGUAUGCCGCCAUCAACAUCACCGAAGUCGAUGGCAAGUAUGUGGACAAGCUGGAAGUCAAGGGUCUGGAUAUGAAGCGACGCGAAUAUUGCGCUUUAUCCAAGGAGGUGUCCUCCAAGCUUUUGAAUGAAGUGUUGUCCGGUGAGGACCAGGAGGUGGUUCUCAACAAAGUUCACGACUACUUGCGUGAUCUCGCCAGCAAGAUGAGAGAGCUGAGCAUUCCGGUUCAAAAAUACGUGAUCUAUACGAAACUUUCCAAGAGACCCGAUGAAUACCCGAAUAAAGAAACAUUGCCUCCGGCUCAGGUCGCUCUUCGAGAGAUCGCACGAGGGAAAAACAUCCGGCCGAACGAUGUCAUCGCAUACAUUGUCACCAACGGAGACAAGGACACGGCAUCCCUGCCUCCCGCGAAGCGGUCAUAUACUCUCCAGGAUGUGAUGAAACCCGAAUCGGGACUUGAACCCGACAUCGAGUUUUAUCUGCUCAAGCAGAUCUUCCCACCGAUUGAGCGUCUUUGUGCCCCAAUUCCUGGGACAGAUGCCGUUCGCUUGGCCGAGUGCCUUGGCCUCGACGUUCGCAAGUAUCAAAUCAACACGUCGCACACGAGCAGUCAGCAGAGCAACGAGAUCUUCCCCUUGGAAUCGCAGAUUCCGGAUUCGGUUCGGUUCCAGAGCGCAGCCAGACUCAGCUUGAUCUGCCGAUUCUGCAGAGAGAAGUCCACUUUUGAAGGUCUGGUUAUUUCCUCACACAUGUGCACGGCGCAAGGCCUGGUCUGCCCGAAUCAGAGUUGCAAGAAACCCUUUGCCACGCUCUCGGUCAUUGCGCAAUUAGAAAGCCAGAUUCGAGCCCAGACAGCCAAAUACUACGAAGGUUGGCUGGUCUGCGAUGACCCUGCCUGCGGGAACCGGACGCGCCAGAUGAGCGUGUACGGGCACCGAUGCCUUGGCCCCCGUGGACGCGCGGAAGGCUGUCUGGGCCGCAUGUCCUAUGAAUAUCCAGAAAAGCAGAUGUACAACCAGCUACUUUACUUCGCCAGUCUCUGGGACGUGGACAAGGCCAAGACCGCAGCCGCCAAGGAGGCGGACCAUGAGAGGAAGGAUAGUCUGGCCGCCCUGGCGGAAUUCAACCGGAUCAGAUUCGGCAAUAUCAUCAAUUCGAUGAAGCGGGUCCUGGUCAUCGCAGGGUCCGAUUCAUCCGGCGGGGCCGGUCUCGAGGCUGACCAGCGUGUCCUUGCAACACAUGGGUGUUACGCGCUUACCGCUACGACAGGCCUCACGGCCCAGAACACGCUGGGUGUGCAGGAUAUAUUCGUCGUGCCGUCUGCGUUUGUACGGAAGCAGAUCGAUGCUGCGCUGGAGGAUAUCGGGGCCGAUGUAGUGAAGCUAGGGAUGCUCUCCUGCGCUGAGACGGUGGAUGUCAUUGCGGAGGCUCUUAUCGCGCAUGGAGUGAAGAAUGUGAUAUUAGAUCCUGUGAUGGUGUCCACGAGCGGAUCGCAAUUGCUUCCCCAGGAUGCGGUGGAAGGUGUCAGGAAGAAAUUGCUUCCGCUGACGACAGUGGUGACGCCUAAUAUUCCCGAAGCGGAGCUGUUGCUCAAAGAUGCUGGGAUGGAGGUCACGGAGCCCGAGAACCUGCAAGAGAUGAUACAGCUCGCCAAGGAGAUCAGCCGGCUAGGGCCUAAGAACGUUUUGCUGAAGGGUGGCCACUUGCCACUUACGAAGGAGCAUAAAACUACCCAGAACCCCCAGGAGGCAUCGAUCGUUGUUGACGUUCUCUACGAUGGCAAGGACAUCACCCUGUUCGAGACCGAGUUCUUGAGAUCAAAAAACACCCACGGUACAGGGUGCUCGCUCGCCUCUGCGAUCGCAGCCAACCUCGCCCAGGGGAAGUCGUUGGAAAGAGCCGUGCGCAGUGCUGUGCGGUUUGUCGAGGCUGGAAUCAAGACGAGCGUCAGUCUGGGUAAAGGGAGCGGACCGAUCAAUCACUUCCAUUCCAUGUACACGUUGCCUUUUGCACCAGGCCGGUUUGUCGAGUAUGUUCUGGACCGCCCCGAUGUUCGCAGGGUAUGGGAGCGGUUCACAGAACAUGAGUUUGUUGUCGGCUUGGGGAACGGAAACCUACCACUGGAGCGCUUCAAGUCGUACCUUGUGCAGGACUACCUAUAUCUCGUUCAUUUCGCCCGCAGCAACGCACUAGCAGCGUACAAGGGUCAAAAUAUGGAAUCUAUUGCUGCAUCUGCGAGGAUUGUGCUACAUAUCGAACGAGAAACGGCCCUGCAUCUGGACUACUGUGAAUCAUUUGGCCUGUCCAAGGAAGAGAUGGAGAGACAUCCUGAAACCGAAGCGUGCACCGCCUAUAGUAGAUAUAUCCUCGACGUGGGCCAGUCCGAUGACUGGCUCGCCUUACAGAUGGCCCUUGCCCCUUGUCUGAUCGGGUACGGCGCCAUCGCACAAAGACUAUACGCGGAGAAAACAACGCUUCGUACAGGCAACAGGUACUGGAAAUGGAUCGAGAAUUACACGGCCGAUGACUAUACCGAGGCGGUCCGCACGGGAUCAGCGGCUAACACAUCCUCAUCUAGCCCUCCUAGAAAAGCAUCUCCCAAGUGUCUCACCAACCAGAGUGGAGGAGCUGAUCCGGAUUUUCAUUCGAGCGACAGAGUUGGAGAUAAACUUUUGGAACAUGGGAUUAGGUGGCGACCCCAUGUAAAACCAGUUCGUGACAGAGCAUGUCCUGGAAAUGCUCAAAGCUCCCUAUACAUCAACAUCAUAUAA